CACGCCUAAGACGAGCUUAGGAUGGCACUGUUGAUACAGAUUUUGGUUCUUCUCACGACAUUAUGCUUUGCCACGGCCUCCCACGACGGUUGUCAGGCAUGUAUAAUAAGAACUUACUGUCCGUCCCAGUUCUUCGGCCUCUCCAAACAACAAGUUUACAAUAUGAUCCAUCACCAUGGUAACCCUGGACCGUUUGGGAGGAGGAACAACGACGAGACGGAAGCACGGCCAAGGAGACAGUUCUGUUCUGGACCGUGGGCACAGCAGGGGCAAUGCUACAAUUUCCUCGGAGAGGAAGAAUCUGGAUGGUUAACAAUCGGUUUAAGGGACAAUUACAGCAGAGUAACGAGAGUCUGGGUUGAGCAAAGAAAUAUCAACUGGAAAUGUCCGCACCACAAUACACACGCCCCUGUCCCAAUAAAAGUACACGCUACAUAUGCACCGACAACAAGGGCGAUAACUCAUGCUGAUACAACACCAGUAACUGUUGUUACUAAGGCGCCAACAACGACACCUAAAAUGACGACUACGACGUCACGUCCUACCACGCCGACACCAAGCACCACGCAUGCUCCAGUGACACAUGUAGUUACUAUGACGACUGAACAGCCUUCUACAACUGCUGACACGUGUAUAGAUGUCGUUGAUUGUGAAGCCUAUGGUAAAGACUAUAUUUGCAGAGAGUAUCCCGAGGCGGCGAAAGUCACGUGCCGAAAGUCUUGUUCUUACUGCUGAAGUAAUCAUCAAAUUCUUAUAAACAAAAACACUGACAAGUCAACUGAUGUGUUUUUGAGUUUGUUGGAGAUGCACAAUAUUAUCAGUUUGAUUCUAAAAAGGUGCGGGAGAAGCAAAAACAAAAAUCGGUAUCAGUACAAUACUAUACAAUUUCACAUGUGUAAGCGCGCUCGAAAUUCAGCACAUUAUCGAAUUUUAGCUUACUUCAAAUUGAUGAAUUGGCUCGCUGACAAUAUGUAUGCAAUAAAGCAAAUUACAAAAAAAUAACACAAUAGUAAUUUAGUGAAAUAAAGAAAACAAAAGCGAUUAAGUAGGAUUAUCAUCAGAACGCGUUCGUUUACAGGAAUUUCCCAAAUAAUUUAACCAAAAUACAUUAUAUGUAACGAUUUGUUCUGAAAUGCCACAAGGCCUAGAGUAAUAAUAUUUCUCCCGUAGCUCGUUAGAAUGGCGGGGCUAUCGAAUCGACAUGUUUUUAUGCUAAACGGGUUAAAUGUGCUUAAAUCUUCUUCUGAAGAUCCAUGUGGUAUAGAAAAAUGAUAAUUGGCUUUUACCCUGCUGGAAUGAAGGACUGUCAAACGGUUUUUUCAGACUCACUUUCAGGGUCAGUUCUGCAAAUGUGUCAUAAACUUCAAAUGAGCUUUUCUAAGAAUUCACGCUGUCAGUCAGGAA
Messenger RNA from Mizuhopecten yessoensis (Yesso scallop), 1404 nucleotides. RefSeq lists its product as uncharacterized. NCBI's taxonomy places the organism in Eukaryota, Metazoa, Mollusca, Bivalvia, Pectinida, Pectinidae. The record is from RefSeq and is a predicted model, not a curated record. The coding region runs from base 22 to 735 and encodes 237 amino acids. The transcript is spliced from 5 exons.